CCACAGAGAAGUGCUGGUUUAGUGCAGUCUGACAUUGGGGUUCACAUGUUCCACUGAAGAAUUUGGGGCUGGAGCAGUGCUUUUUGUCUGUAAAAUUAGACAAGACUCACUGGAUAUAAACUGUAUGUAUGAUGCCUCUAUACAGGCUUAUUCAUACAGUCUGAAGUCUCUACUAAAGCCCUUCUCUCUAUCUAUACAUUGCUGUUCUGUUUGAAUUUCCAUGUUGAAGUGACAGUUUUAGUACCCACGUGCUAACCUAAAUACUGAAAAAACAAAAGACGCUGAAUUCAUUGUUCAUAUAUGUUUGUGAAUGAGAGCUGCGCAAGCGUUCUGAAAAAGAGCCUGGGAACUGUGUGAACUGAUGAGAACUGUUCCAAAUGAUUUGACCACCCGUGCUCCUGUUCAGAUACAUGUUUGAAUCAAGAGAUCACAGUAAACCAAUUUUUAAAAAAUGUGCUAAAACGAAUGAAAAAAAAAAAGUAAGUUGUAGAGCAAUACAUUCUGGGAGCUACAGGAAGUUAUGGCUGCAGUACCAAUUUCUACCACUGACAUAAAAGCAUUUUUUCUUGAGAAUACAAAUGUCACUGUAGUUUGCCAAGACCUCUCAAUCCAUGAAGCAAUCCGUAACAGCCUUACUUAUGUGCAUCGUUAAAAAAUGUUCACAUUUUAUUUGAAACUCAGAUACUUCUAUAAAAUGUGGAAGUGUUUUAGCCUUUAGGGAACUGUAAUCGAAAAACCUAUCAUAUAGGCAUGUUUUGGAUUUUGUUUUAAAUAGACCGACAUAACCCAGGCAUUUGUCAGACUUUUCAGUGCCCUGCUUGAAUAGUGGUCUAUAAAGUUUGCACACGAGACUGACAGACGACAUAAGGGCCUCAGCAGAAAGUCACACAGCAUCAGUCUGACCACUGUUUUUACUGAAGAGAAUAGACCAGUGAAAGAGGAAAAGAGUAUAAAAGAAUGCAAAAGAGAAGAGGAGCGGUUUGUGUUUUUGUCGGAUAAUCUCCAAGGCAGCCUCAUGUCAGACCAGCCAGAUCCUCUUCGGUUCACACUCCCCUCCCACCCUGACACUGUACUCAGCAGAAUGGAUAUUCUGAGAGAGGAGAGGCACUUCUGUGACAUCACUCUCCUGCUGGGGGGUCCUUUGGGUGCUACUGAACCCUUCUGUUUUCAUGGUCACAAAGUGGUGCUGGCUGCAGCUUCUGACUUUCUCCGGGACCAGUUCUUACUUCAUGACGGUCAGACUGAGCUGGCUGUUGGCGUGGUGACCAAUGUUGAAGUGGGGAGAAGGUUACUGCUGUCCUGCUAUACUGGACUCUUAGAGGUCCCUCGAUGUGAACUGGUGACAUACCUCACAACAGCCAGUGCUUUGCAAAUUAAUUCUGUAGUGGAACAGUGUGCUCAGGCCAUUUCCCUUUACUUCACCUUGGAGAAGACCUCAAAGGCAAAGGAAAUUCCACAGACCCAGGACCUCAACAAUACUGUAAAUCAACCAGAGAAUACUGACCCUCAACAACAAUUGAGAGAAGAUGAUAAUGAAAACAGAAACAAGGUAUUGGAAUCUGAAAGCAACAUAACGACCAAUGACAAUUCAAAACAUAGUGACCUUUCCCGUUAUGUUGAAAAUGGUCCUCUUGAAUGUAAACAACACAGUGCUGAAAACUGCUUUACUACAUCAACAGUCAGAGACAAAACAUGUCCUGAUAAUGAAGGAAGACUGCUGGAGAGUCUGCAAGAAAAAGAUGGGAAAAGUGAUCUGAAUAAAAAUAUUGAACAACCUUUGGCAGAACUUGAGAUUGCUAUUUCUAAGGAUAUGCCAAAGCAGAGCACAGUAAAAAGUUGUAUAGUUGGAGACACAGUGGACAACCUACUUUCAAAGUCCUAUCUAUGCCAACAAUGUGACCACGUGUUCCAGCACAUGGAUAACUAUGUCCAGCACAUUAAAGACUACCACUAUUAUCAGUGCUUAGUUUGUGAGAAGAGCUUUCCCCAAAAGACUGCCUUGUCUCGCCAUGUACAAGUCCACGGCCCAGUGAAGCCUUACAGAUGUCCAUUGUGUCAUAGCACUUUCCCCGACAAGACAUCUCUGCAAUACCACAUCAAUGUUCACACAGGCUACAAGCCGCACAAGUGUAACUAUUGCACCGGGCAAUUCAAUCUCAAACCAGGCCUAAGGCGCCACCUAAAGGACACUCAUGGGAAAUGCAAUUUGGAAAAUGUGCUUGAAGAGGGUAACUGUUAACAAAUCUCCAAAAGCAUUUUAUUGAUUGGUCAAUUAAAGAGUAAACAGAUUCACGGUGUUCGCAGAUCUGCAUAUUUAUUGCUUUGGU
Molecule: messenger RNA, 2327 nt
Organism: Boleophthalmus pectinirostris (great blue-spotted mudskipper)
Lineage: Eukaryota; Metazoa; Chordata; Actinopteri; Gobiiformes; Gobiidae
Product: zinc finger and BTB domain-containing protein 26-like
Exons: 4
Coding region: 1016-2239 (407 amino acids)
Biological process (GO): regulation of transcription by RNA polymerase II
Cellular component (GO): nucleus
Molecular function (GO): RNA polymerase II cis-regulatory region sequence-specific DNA binding; protein binding; DNA-binding transcription factor activity, RNA polymerase II-specific
Source: RefSeq, a predicted model, not a curated record